This is a messenger RNA of Mugil cephalus (flathead mullet), 2353 nucleotides long. It is a transcript of the gene chaf1b, whose product is annotated as chromatin assembly factor 1, subunit B. Gene Ontology annotation, molecular function: protein binding. The transcript has 14 exons. The coding region runs from base 108 to 1889 and encodes 593 amino acids. Lineage: Eukaryota; Metazoa; Chordata; Actinopteri; Mugiliformes; Mugilidae. The record is from RefSeq and is a predicted model, not a curated record. Gene Ontology annotation, cellular component: CAF-1 complex; nucleus. Gene Ontology annotation, biological process: DNA replication-dependent chromatin assembly; nucleosome assembly.
CUCUGACAAAUCGUACGCGGGAAAUUAUUAGUCGACUGAUUCCGCUGGACAACAGAAGGGAAGUCGGUUUUGGAUUUUUUUUUUUAAACUAUACAUAAAAACUAAAAAUGAAGGUAGUAACUUGUGAGAUCGCAUGGCACAACAAGGAGCCAGUCUACAGUCUGGACUUUCAGCACAGCUGUGAUGGACGCAUUCAUCGGCUGGCCACAGCUGGAGUGGACACCACAGUCAGACUGUGGCGAGUGGACACGGGUCCAGACGGGAAGGCCGUGGUGGACUUUCUGUCCAAUCUAGCGAGACACACUAAGGCCGUUAACGUGGUUCGCUUCAGCCCCAACGGAGAGCUGCUGGCUUCAGGAGGAGAUGAUGCAGCAAUUCUCCUGUGGAAGCUCAAUGACUCUAAGGAGCCUGAACAAGCUCCGGUUUUCCAGGAGGACGAAGAUGCUCAGCUCAACAAGGAGAGCUGGUCUGUGGUCAAAACACUAAGGGGCCACAUAGAGGAUGUGUAUGACAUCUGCUGGACGCGGGAAGGAAAUUUCAUGGUGUCUGGAUCUGUUGACAACACCGCCAUUAUGUGGGACGUCAACAAAGGACAGAAACUGUGCAUCUUAAAUGACCACAAGAGCUACGUGCAGGGUGUCACCUGGGAUCCUCUGGGGCAAUAUGUUGCCACCCUCAGCUGUGACAGGGUGAUGCGUGUUUACAGCACUCACACCAAGAAAAAGGCCUUUUGUAUCAGUAAAAUGAGCUCUGGGCCGCUCGCAGAAGGAGAGGUCAAGCAGUACAGAAUGUUCCACGAUGACAGUAUGAGGUCGUUCUUUCGCCGCCUUUCAUUUACUCCAGAUGGGUCGUUCCUGCUCGCUCCAGCUGGAUGUGUGGAGAUUGGUGAAAACAUCAUGAAUACUACCUACAUAUUUUCCAGGAAGGGCCUGAAAAGGCCCAUCGCCCACUUGCCAUGCCCAACUAAAGCAACGCUGGCCGUGCGCUGCUGCCCCGUCUACUUUGAACUGAGGACCAAAAAGGGAGAAGAUGGUUCUGUCCAGGAUCUACCAAAUGUUUUCCAGUUGCCGUACCGUAUGGUGUUUGCAGUAGCCUCUGAGGACUCCAUCUUCCUGUAUGACACGCAGCAGACUCUUCCGUUCGGCCUGGUGUCCAACAUCCACUACCACACGCUCAGUGAUCUCACAUGGUCCGGUGACGGCUCCUUCCUGGCGGUGUCCUCCACGGACGGCUACUGCUCCUUCCUGUCCUUCUCCCCCGGGGAGCUGGGCACCCCUCUGAAGGAGCCUCCCACCUUGGAGGUCUUCGUCCCGAGCAGCGGCGCCGAGAAAAAGGGCAAGAAAGCCAAGAACAGCUCCCCACCUGUGUCCCAGCCGCCAGCCCCCGCGGCCCAAACCAAUCCGGGCAAAGACGCCCCCUCUCCCACCGCGCCGGAGGAGAAGAAGAGCACGCCCAACGUCAAAUCCAAGCCUCAGCCCCGUAGGAUCACCCUCAACACGCUGGAGGGCUGGGGGAAGCCCGCCACCCCUAAAGCCUCCGCCGCCUCUGCUCCUCUCACCCCAGCGUCUGGGAGCACGAGCGCACCGUCCACUCCACAGCCACGGAUCGCCCCACUCACCCCCACCACAAUGAAGGGCCACAAUGGCGCUAAUAGUCCUGGACUCACUACCCCCAAGGGUGUGACGACACCAAAGGGACCUACACCAAGGAGAGUGUCUUUAACUCCCAUCGCGUCCCGGUCGCCAGCACUUUUCAGCACUCCCUCCUCCACAGAGAAGGCCAAACAUGAGCGCCCGUCUCCUCCCACUGACCCGGUUUGCCAGCCUCCGGAGUCCAAAAGACCCAAGACCAGCAACCUCACGGGAAAGACCAGCAUCGCCCAGGAUUAGUGUUCACUGGCAGCUGUGUGGUGCUGCGAUGUCACAUUAGAGUACAUGCAACAAAAGAGAAGCAGUCAAAGGAGCUCCAGUAUGAAUCUACCGAGGCUCCUCCACGGAUCUCAACUCCAUAGUGCAAUAAUUUGACUUGGUUUUAAAACAAACUGCACCGCAGUCAUGAUUAUUGAAUUAAUACUUCUUUUUUUUUUUUUUUUUAGUCUGGUGUGUGUUUUGUAUCAUAGAAUAAACAGGUAAUGUGAUAAUUGUAUUAUAUUUCAUCAGUGGCACAUUUAAAAAUGCUGUUGUUAAAAAAAAGAAAAUCUCUGUGUCAACCUCAAUAAGACUUAAACGUGUCAGCUUUGUAACCUGUAUCUUAAAUGCUGAAGAUUGUUGCAGUAGCUUGGGUGGAAAAACUGUAAAUUGUAAAAUGACAAUAUUCAUUUUCUUAUUGUUGAAUAAAGGACGUUUCAGAUAGA